Elephantulus edwardii (Cape elephant shrew) is the source of this 1968-nucleotide messenger RNA. RefSeq names its product chromosome unknown open reading frame, human C19orf44. The record is from RefSeq and is a predicted model, not a curated record. The coding region runs from base 1 to 1968 and encodes 655 amino acids. Lineage: Eukaryota; Metazoa; Chordata; Mammalia; Macroscelidea; Macroscelididae. The transcript is spliced from 7 exons.
AUGGCUUCAGUAAGAAAAGCCGGCCGCUCUCUGCAUGACCUGUUUGGUGACUUCAGGGACAUCUCCUUAGAAGACUCAAAAAUGGAAGCACUCAGAAACUUACAAGCCAGCAGGGGUCUCAGCAAAAUAACAGCCAACCAGAGCAGGUUCCUGAAAAGAAACCAAACAGUGGAUGACAGAUGCCUCUUUCCAAAGCAGAGCUCCGUCCUGAGGGGGGCACUGAGACCCUCCCCAGGCCAGCCCCUGACCACCACCUCCCAGACCCGGGCGAGUGCCGCCCUCCUGAAGCUGGCCCAGAUAGAGACCAAGAUCAGGAACCGCAAGGCACAGAGGGGCUUGUCCGACAUAGAGUCUGACCCCAAGACCCCUGACGCCAGCGAUUUGGGCCCCACCGGGAGGAUAGCUGAGGUUUCUUCACACGACACAGACAGAACUUGGCAGAAAUAUACCCACGAAGCCCCCGCUACUGAGGGCCAGGCACAGAGUGGGCAGGGCAGCAGGUUCCUCAAGCAGAAACAGCCCCCCGCUGCACAGGCAUCCCUGGAAGCCCGACUGGGGAAAGAACAGGAUUUUCCAACACCCACGCCAAAAGAACCUGCUAGAAGGUUUGACUCUCCAGACAGUGAUGAAGAGGAAAUGAAAGAGUUACUGGGAAGCUUGAUGGAGUCUUCUAGAGAGAAAGAAACACCAACAGAUCGGGGACUCACUCGCAAUAGAGGCAGUGAGAAAAAACAAACAGAGCCCCUCCUGUCAAAGUCGGGUCAGCUCCCAGCUCGGCCUCGAGCUCUGCCUUUGCCCAGUGAGGACCUUCCCAGCCCCGAGCCAUCCCUGAAGCCGCAUCCACCCGCCACAAGGCCAACCAGCAGGACCCCCCCUCGCAUUCGCUCCAGGACAUCCUCCCCACAGACCCCUGGUUCCACUGGCCCAGUGUCUCGCACGUCAGCGCUCUCCUUCCCUGGCAGCUGGUCCGGGUCCGGGCAUCUGAAGAUGGUCUUAUCCUCCCCUGGAAGCAGUGAGGCUGAGCCCUCUGAAGCAUCGCUGUCUGAGGCCAAUGAUGACAGCCUGGACGAUUUCAAAAUCAAUGUUCUGUCCCUCGAUGACCUGGCUCCAGCCAUCAGCGAGAAGUCAGACCUGGAAAAGGAAGGACCAAGUGUCCAGCAGGAAAAGCUGUUGAGCCCUGGCUCCCAGGGAGAAGAGCUUGCUGGGCAGGGUUCCCCCAGACGCACUCUGGUCUGGAGCAUGGUGGCCUCAGAUGAGACGGGGCCCUUUCCCUCUGAGAGCGAGGUUUCUGAGUGUCUGAAUGCAUCCAGCCGGCCGUCGCUGUCCUGGGCACCCUCUGUGAGCACGGGGGCCUUGGCUGGCCAGGAGGGCCUUGCCACCACCAGUUGGGCCUACUCGGACGACUUCGAGCCAUCCCUGGGCCCCACCACCUGCGUGUCCACAGGCAGCUCCCAGACAUCACUCAGCAGGACAUCAGAGACCCUAUCGGAACCUUCUUUGAGUCGGGAGAGAGACCACCCGCUACGAACCCCCACAACCAGCAGAAAGUGGGUCCAGGAUGUGACAAGAGUGAUUGUGAAGGAGAUUGCUGUGCAGACCCCUGAUCCUGCGUUCACCUACCAGUGGGUCGAGGCAGCUGGUGUAGCAACCAUGACCCCUGCCCUGGGAGGCACCUAUGUGGACCCCACACCCAUCGCCAGCCAUGUGGUCAGCGCAGAUGCCAUCGAAGCCCUCACAGCCCACAGCCCGGCCGUAUUUGCACUCAACGACCUGCUGAGGCAGCAGCUGGCCCUGACGCAGCAGUUCCUGGAGGUGAACCGGCACUUGCACACCUCCAUUCUGGCAUCGCUGGACCAGGACACGUUCCACUAUCACAGCCUGGAGGAAGCCAAAGAGUACAUUCGGUGUCAUAAGCCAGCCCCACUGACCCUUGAGGCCGCCCUGGAGGAGGUGCAGAACGAGUCCUGA